Molecule: messenger RNA, 2954 nt
Organism: Rhinolophus ferrumequinum (greater horseshoe bat)
Lineage: Eukaryota; Metazoa; Chordata; Mammalia; Chiroptera; Rhinolophidae
Gene: SLC28A1
Product: solute carrier family 28 member 1
Exons: 19
Coding region: 414-2360 (648 amino acids)
Biological process (GO): uridine transmembrane transport; pyrimidine nucleobase transport; nucleoside transmembrane transport
Cellular component (GO): membrane
Molecular function (GO): pyrimidine- and adenosine-specific:sodium symporter activity
Source: RefSeq, a predicted model, not a curated record
AUUAUUAAGGAGACGUUGUUAAUCCUGUGAGAUAAGUUUAAUGUUUAGUUUGAGGACUGAAACACCAAAGGGUUUGUCCCUUGAGUUUACACACGGUUACGUAGGUGUCAGUUAAAGAGAAAACUGGAACAAAAGGAAAACUGUGUGAUUUCGUUUUGUUUGCAGGGCUGUAUCAAUGCUUAGACCUGAAACAAUUUUACUAUUUAUCCUGCUUCCCUUAUCUUCAAGCUCAAGAAGAUAGAUUACUGUUACAAUUACUGGUUCAGUGAGAAAGAGAAACUGGGAAUCUCCACUGAAAUGAGAAGACAGGCCAAAGUGCAAGCAAGUUGGAUCCCGCUUGUCCUUGUGGAAAUACGUGCUGCCGCCUGUCCCUGAGAGUGGCUUGUUCACCACAAAUAUCUGGAAAGUGGCACAUGGAGGACAGCAGACCAGCACCUAAGGAAUCCAUCUCUCUCGCAUCCAUGGCCUAUGGUCUGGACAACAGGGGGGCUGAGCUCUUGGAAAGCCUGGAGGAAGGCCGGUCCCCUGGCAGUGACUUGAGCCCCGCAGCCGGCAGGGACAACCAGAGCAAGGCCAGCCGGGAGCCCUUCUCAGGAUGGAGGACCCUGCAGCCAGCCCUGAGAGUGAGACACUUCUGCAGGAAGCAUACACAGCUGUUUCGAUGGAUCUGCACAGGCCUGCUCUGUACCGCAUUCGCUGCCUUCCUGCUCAUUGCCUGCUUCCUGGAUUUCCAGAGGGCCCUGGCUCUGUUUGUCCUCACCUGUGUGGUCCUUGUCUUCCUGGCCCACAGCCUGCUGAAGAGGCUGCUGGGGCCAAAGCUGCGGAGGUGUGUGACGCCUUUGGGGCAUUCCCGCCUGAUCCCCUGGUUUAAGAGGGGUCUAGCCCUCGCUGCUUUCCUGGGCCUGGUCCUGUGGCUGGUUCUGGACACAUCCCAGCGGCCUGAGCAGCUGGUCUCCUGUGCAGGAAUCUGUGUGUUCGUCAGCAUCCUCUUUGCCUGCUCAAAGCAUCAUCGCGCAGUGUCCUGGCGGGCCGUGUCCUGGGGCCUUGGGCUACAGUUUGUACUUGGAGUCUUCGUCAUCAGAACAGAGCCUGGAUUUAUUGCGUUCCAGUGGCUGGGCAACCAGAUCCAGGUCUUCCUGAGUUACACCCAGGCCGGCUCCAGCUUCGUGUUUGGGGAGACUCUGGUCAAGGAUAUCUUUGCCUUUCAGGUUCUGCCCAUUAUCGUUUUCUUCAGCUGUGUCAUGUCAGUUCUCUACUACCUGGGCCUCAUGCAGUGGGUGAUCCUGAAGAUCGCCUGGCUGAUGCAGGUCACCAUGGGCACCACAGCCACCGAGACCCUGAGUGUGGCUGGAAAUAUCUUUGUAAGCCAGACCGAGGCUCCUCUGCUGAUCCGGCCCUACCUGGCAGACAUGACACUCUCUGAAGUGCACGUAGUCAUGACCGGAGGCUAUGCCACCAUUGCCGGCUCCCUGCUGGGUGCCUACAUCUCCUUCGGGAUCGAUGCUGCCUCCUUGAUUGCCGCCUCUGUGAUGGCCGCCCCUUGUGCUCUGGCGCUCUCCAAGCUGGUCUACCCAGAGGUGGAGGAGUCCAAGUUCAGGAGUGAGGAAGGAGUGAAACUGAGCUGCGGAGAUGCUCAGAACCUCCUGGAAGCCGCCAGCAGCGGGGCUGCCAUGUCGGUGAAGGUCGUUGCCAACAUCGCAGCCAACCUGAUCGCCUUCCUGGCGGUACUGGCCUUCGUCAACGCUGCCCUCUCCUGGCUGGGGGCCAUGGUGGACAUCCAGGAACUCAGCUUUCAGCUCAUCUGCUCCUACGUCCUGCGGCCUGUGGCCUUCUUGGUGGGCGUGGCCUGGGAGGACUGUCCGGUGGUGGCCGAGCUGCUGGGGAUCAAGCUGUUUCUGAACGAGUUCGUGGCCUACCAGGAGCUCUCCCAGUACAAGCAGCGCCGGCUUGCAGGGGCCGAGGAGUGGCUCGGCGACAAGAAGCAGUGGAUCUCCGUCAGAGCAGAAAUCCUCACGACGUACGCCCUCUGUGGAUUUGCCAACUUCAGCUCCAUUGGGAUCAUGCUGGGAGGCCUGACCUCCAUGGUCCCACAGCGUAAGAGUCACUUCUCCCAGAUCGUGCUCCGGGCACUCUGCACAGGCGCCUGCGUGUCCCUGGUGAACGCCUGUGUGGCAGGGAUCCUCUACAUGCCCAGGGGGGCUGAGGUCAACUGUGCAACCCUCCUGAACACGACCCUGAGCAGCAGCAGCUUUGAGGUGUACCAGUGCUGCCGCGAAGUCUUCCAGAGCACCAGCCCAGAGUUCGGCCCCGAGGCCCUGGAAAACUGCUGUCGAUUUUACAACCACACGAUCUGUGCAUAGCGGGGGACAUGCCUUUGUGCCUCUGAUGGCUGUUCCUCUCCAGGAGGCAGCUGUCCCACCUUUCCCUUCCCAGGCUUCUCCUUGGAAGUCACAUGGCUUAGACCCACCACAGUCACAUACCGGGAAGGAGUGACGGGGUGAGCGGGCAGAGACUGAGUGGGUGUGUGAGUGAAGGAUGCCCCCCACUCUUCACACUCUUGCUGCUCCCCCACUCCCUGCCUCCCCAAUGUGAAUUCUCAGGGUCACCUCUGCCUCCUCUUCUCUCUUCUCCAUGUCUGUCCGACAGCAUCCUGUCUUCUCUAGGCCACCCCCACCCCCGCCAUGCGUCUGUUGUGGUCCCUCAGCCUGGUCAUUUCAGCCCCCACCUCUCCUCCUCUCUGGGCAUUUAAGUCUUGCUGGGGCUUACCCCUGCCCCCGGUUUCUCCUGGACACCCCUCCUCUCCUUUCAGAGACUCCCCCACACCUUCCCCCGUAACACUUCCCAAACUGGUGUCCCGUGGAAUACUGCCCCACAAGGUGUCCAGAAGCGUCCACAGUCCACUAGAUUUGGGAAACAUAAAUAAAGUGAGACAGAUUUUGGUUCUUCGCUCUUUC